AUGGCCAAGCAUCAUCCUGAUCUAAUUAUGUGCAGGAAGCAGCCUGGAAUAGCAAUUGGACGGCUUUGUGAGAAAUGUGAUGGAAAAUGUGUGAUCUGUGAUUCCUAUGUGCGCCCUUGCACCCUUGUCCGGGUAUGCGAUGAGUGCAAUUAUGGAUCAUUUCAAGGUCGGUGUGUCAUCUGUGGAGGGGUGGGGGUAUCAGAUGCAUACUAUUGCAAAGAGUGCACACAGCAAGAGAAGGAUCGUGAUGGCUGUCCCAAGAUAAUCAACCUGGGAAGUGCUAAAACAGAUCUGUUCUACGAACGCAAGAAAUAUGGUUUCAAGAAAUGGUGA
Salvia splendens (bonfire salvia) is the source of this 333-nucleotide messenger RNA. RefSeq names its product PHD finger-like domain-containing protein 5A. NCBI's taxonomy places the organism in Eukaryota, Viridiplantae, Streptophyta, Magnoliopsida, Lamiales, Lamiaceae. Gene Ontology annotation, biological process: mRNA splicing, via spliceosome. The transcript has a single exon. The record is from RefSeq and is a predicted model, not a curated record. Bases 1 to 333 code for a protein of 110 amino acids.